GAACUAUUUCUGGAGGGAGGCGGAGGAGAGGCCAGCAGCAGGGACUCUUGAUCGGGCUGAGCCUGGCUCCUGGCUGCGGAGGGAGGGCUGGGGACCAUGGAGCCCUGGUGGUCUCGCCAGGCCAGCAAAGGGGGCCCCUCGCCCAGCAGAGUCCCCUGCAGAAAUUUUGCCCGCGGAGCCUGCAGAUGGGGUCAGAACUGCCGAUUCUCCCAUGAUAGGAAGACUACUCAGAUCUGCAAGUAUUUCCAGAAUGGAUUCUGUGGUUAUGGAGACCGAUGCAGCUACCAGCAUAUCCAGGAAGUGCCAGUCUUGAGCAGAUGUGGCUCAGAGUCUGCCUACCAUGGAUUGCAAGGAGGUGUAUUGUCACUGAAUCGUCGGGGCUCAGAGCCAGCCAUUUUACCAGAAGCUUCAGUAAGGAGCUGGGGUGGUGCCCGGCGUGAUUCUGAACCCACUUUCUCAAGCAUGGAACAGUUACAGAUGAACUUCGGAAGCAUGAGCAUGUCGUUGGAUGAGGGAGAUGAAGAUGCAGAAAAAGCUAUCCCUCCUUUGCAUCCCCCGAAUUGGGCCCUCAGUAAAGAAUUUGUCCCCAGGGAGGCAACCUCAGAUUCUAGAUCCCAUGAGAAGAAAACUGACACCACAUCCUUGAUGCCAGGAGUUGUGCCCACUAAGGAGGCUGCUCUUGCUUCUCUGGUUUCAGAGGAACCAAAGGCAGCUGGGAGUUCAGGAGCAACAUCAGGUGCUACAGCUGCUGCAGUGGCACAGAGUGAGGAUGUGGUAUGUGGCAUCUGCAUGGACAAGGUUUCUCAGAAGGCCUUACCUGAGGAACGUCUUUUUGGCAUUCUUCCCAAUUGUACCCAUGCCUAUUGUGUUGGUUGCAUCCGGAAGUGGCGGAAGAGUCGCGACUUUCACAGUACAGUAAUAAAGGGCUGUCCAGAAUGCAGAGUCACUUCAACUUAUUUUAUCCCCAACAAGUACUGGGUUUUUGAAUCAGAAGAGAAAGAAAAACUGAUUGAGACUUUCAAGGCACGGACUAGCAAAAUAAGGUGCAAAUUCUUUGUCAGAGGCAAUGGUCAAUGCCCAUUUAAAUCAGAGUGUAUCUACUUGCAUGAACUUCCUAGAGGCCACCUUCCUGCUGCAAGGCCACGACAAAGACCUGAACGGCGGAGACGGCAACCCAUUGCCUAUAAUCUAUCUCCAUCUGACAGCUCGGAUGAGGAGGAUGAUGACAUGUACCUUGUCCAGUGGGCUCUUACCUUUGCACUCCUGCAUAGAGAUAGAGACUUCGACUUUUCAGACUUUCUCUGGGAUUCAAGUGAUUCUUCUGACUAGAUGAUGAUGACGACAAUGUCUUCUUUGGAGGCUGUGUGUAGCUGGCUCUGGGAACAGUCGUAAUGAAAUGUGAAGCUGUGGCUUGAAGGAUGGGUGUGGAAUGAAAAAUGUCUUGACUCUUGAUCAGCUUAAUGGCUCUUAGUUGUUUGGCAGGUCUUUAGAGUAUUUCUUCUGGAAUGCAUAGACUGGGGGAACAUGAUGCAAGGGACUCAUUCUAUAUUAGGCAAGGCUUCCUGAUCCACAGGCCAAGCUAGUGCUAUCUCCACUUUUGGCACAUUGUAUUUUUAUAUCUUACAGAUUGCACUGCCAUUCUCCUGUCCUGUGCUUGUGUAGAUAUUCACAUCUCCUCCUUCCUGCCCUUACAGUUAAUUGCAUCCUGGGUUUCUGACAUGGGAUCCAUGGAGAGUCUCCCAGCUGUGUCACUUCUAAAAGGUUACCAGGUUUUAUGGAGCUCAGUCUCUGUGUACUCUGGAGUGGCUGAGUGUUUUGGUGUGUUCAUGCUGCUGCGUAUUUGUUUCCUCAGGAAGGCAGGGUUGCUGAGCAGUGCUAUUAUCUACAGCAGGUAGCACGUGCAUCUUGUUGUUGUGUAGCAGUACUGUUGGGUGUCUAUACAGUAGGCCAGAUGUAGGUGCAGGGAGAGACUUAGUGGGGGGGAGUGUAAGCUAAACCUCUAUUUUUUAUUGAUGCAGUGAUCAAUUUGUAUCAGAAGCUUAACUCAGUAAUUUAACCUUAAGAUCAGGGGUCAGUAAGCCCCCAUAUGUAUUUUUUAAUUCUGGAAUAAUCUAGAGAAUGUGAAAUAAAAUGAGCUUUAAAAAUUAA
Molecule: messenger RNA, 2148 nt
Organism: Sceloporus undulatus (fence lizard)
Lineage: Eukaryota; Metazoa; Chordata; Lepidosauria; Squamata; Phrynosomatidae
Product: probable E3 ubiquitin-protein ligase makorin-1
Exons: 8
Coding region: 97-1329 (410 amino acids)
Biological process (GO): protein polyubiquitination
Molecular function (GO): metal ion binding; ubiquitin protein ligase activity
Source: RefSeq, a predicted model, not a curated record